CCUCAAGGGUUCCUGAGUGUAGAGUCUGAGACUUGUUCUGAGGCUCAGGCUUCAGGAGGAUAGAGUGAAGACCUGGGAUCAGAUAGGUAAAGGUGAGGGCUGAGGGAGGACCAAGGAAGCCCUACCACAGAAAAAGGAUCCCAGAACAUUCUAAAAAACCCUCUGCUGCCUACCCUCUGAAUGUGCAGAAUCUCCAGAACAACCUCUUUCACCACUCUGGGACCUGAAAGGAAAGCAGAGUCUUGUUCUGAGGUCCCUGCUUCAGGUGGAAGCAACAUAGAAGAUCAGGGUCAGGACAUUAUUCUCAGGAGUUCCAGGAGCCAGGUGGUGAAGUUCUUCCUGUGAGGCAGUGUCCCUAGGUCACACAAUAGAGGAGGCCCAAGAGUCAAGGUCAUCGUGAUGCCCCACGGCAGAAGAGCCAAGACAGAAAGCUAGGGGGAGUCCAUCCUGCCCAAAGAAGCACAGUCAUCAUGAGUGUGCCAGUUCUCAAGGAUGUGGAGGAGGAAGCAGCAGCCACUGCUUCCUCUGCAUGUUCUACCUCCUAUUCUAUAAUCAGUCCCACACCAAAACAAGAGCUAGAGCUUUGGAUACUAAGUUAUCUUCAAAGUUGUGAGGGCAUCCUCUCUCCCCCGACUGCCAUGGCUUCUACACCAGGUAGUCAUUUCAGUGAGAGCUCCAACACACAAAAAGCAGAGGGUUCAAGCCCUUCGCAAGCCACGAACUUCCCCCAGAUCCUGUGCAGUGUACUCCUAAAUGAGAAGUUACGUAACCUGGUGCCCUUUCUGGUCCGCAAGUAUCAAAAGAAGGAGCAGACCACCAUGGAAGAAAUGCUGCACAUUGUGUCCCAUGAUUACUGUGAGCACUUCCUUCUUAACUAUAAGAAAUUCUGUGAGUCCCUGUCUCUGGGCUUAGGUAUCGAGAUAAGGUUAGUGGAUCCCUCUGAGUACAUCUAUGACCUUGUGCCCAUCUUGGGCCUCACUUACAAUGGCAUACUGGAUGAUGAUGAACAGAUCAUUCCCAAAGUUGACCUCCUGAUAUAUAUCUUGAGUGUAAUCUUCAUAAAUGGCAAUAGUGUCAGUGUGGAAGAACUAAGGAAACAAGUUAGAAGUUGGGAGAUAUUAGUUCUGAGGGAACGAGUUGUUAUUGGGGAUCCCUGGAAGUUUAUCACAGAGGAUUUGGUACGGGAACAGUACCUGAUGUAUAGGCAGGUUCUUAAUAGUGGUCCUGCCAGCUAUGAGUUCCUGUGGGGUCCAAGAGCCCACACUGAAACCACCCAGAUGAAAGUUCUGGAGCAUGUGGCCAAGCUUAACAACACAGAUCCCAGGUCUUACCCACAUCUAUAUGAGUGGGCUUUGAGAGAGGAAAACACUAUAGUCAGGGUCCCUGAGAGGCAAGAUGUGUGAAAGAGACAGGGGCAGGCAGCGUUCCGCAACCACUUCACUGGCUUAGUCCCCACUGCAUGUGAAAUGAGCCCCAUUCUCAGCCUGUGUUUGUGAAGAGCAGCAAUUUUGUAAGCAGUGAAGGGCCGGGGAAGGGGGUAAAAUACCGUGCACAGCAUCUUGCUGUCUCUUCUAUUUGGGUUCCUUGGAAAUGGACAGGGCUUUUCUUUAUGGCUUUUUGAAGUAUUGUUCUUUUUUUGGGAGACUGAAGUAGCUUCCAAAUUUAUUUGAAAAAUGGUAUUGAUCUCCCAUGUAUUUUUAGUUUUGUGAUGUUGAUGUCUGUGUUUUCUGACGGGAAUGUGACUUUGUGUGACACUGAUCACAAACGGAGUGCCUUUUCCAUUCAAAUGUAACAGUCUUUCCUCCUUUAUCAUACCAACAGAAAAACUAUUCAACUUAUUUAUGAUAAAAUGGGAGUGGAAUAGGAAUUUCCUUAGAAAUUGUAAGUUUACAUCAAGUUAGAGGGGCCCUAGAAAAAGUGAUAAGGAUGCAAAUCAAAUAUUGGCUGCUGCUUAUUUCUUUUCCCCUGUUGAUCUACACUAUUAAACUUAUAUUUGUUGCAUA
Molecule: messenger RNA, 2003 nt
Organism: Heterocephalus glaber (naked mole-rat)
Lineage: Eukaryota; Metazoa; Chordata; Mammalia; Rodentia; Bathyergidae
Product: melanoma-associated antigen 10
Biological process (GO): negative regulation of transcription by RNA polymerase II
Cellular component (GO): nucleus
Source: RefSeq, a predicted model, not a curated record